AUGCGCAAUAACAAUAACAUUACUAAUAAAAAAGUUGCUGCUGAGCAUAAAUAUAAAACUGUUGAUGAAAUUUGUUCAGAAACAAAUUUAUAUCUAAUUCUUGGUAGAUCAAGAAUUUGUCAUCCUGAUAAAUUUCCAGAAUAUCCAAAAGCAACAGAAGCAUUUCAAAAACUUUCGUAUGCCUAUGAAACAUUGAAUAAAUCAUCCUCAAGACGUGCUUAUGAUAUAUCAGGCACAAGUGAUUUAGGUAGUGUAAGCGGGACGGGUGAUGAUACAUUACAUGGAGUAUUAUAUCAAUUAUUCUUAGAAUUCAUGGACGGCGAUUUUGAAAUGAUUCGUUCUUUAGUUAAUGCAUUAAAUGAAGGUAAUCCUGGAUUAAAUCUGGGUGAAGAUGCAAUUGAAACACUAGAAACAGCAUUCGGAAGAAUGAGAGAAAUACUUUUAGCCGGUAAAAAAUAUGUUAAAAUUGUACAAUUUGAGUUGAUCAGAUUAUAUGAACUCCAGCAACAACUUCGAUCAUUAUCAUAUUUUGAUAUUUUUGGUCGUAUAAGAUUAACGAUGCAAUUGGCUCGUAUAACACUUUCCAUACCAAUGCUGAUUGAUUCGGCGAUGAAAUCCGAAUUUAAGCAAUUGGGUAGCAAAGGUAUCAAUAAAGGACUUCUAGGAGACGGUUUGGCUAAAGUAAUUUCUGGUUUAGUCAAUGUCCUAGAAAAAGGAGAACAAUACUUAUGA
Molecule: messenger RNA, 732 nt
Organism: Entrophospora candida
Lineage: Eukaryota; Fungi; Glomeromycota; Glomeromycetes; Entrophosporales; Entrophosporaceae
Source: the annotation of a GenBank genome assembly